Messenger RNA from Fusarium coffeatum, 726 nucleotides. RefSeq lists its product as uncharacterized. The transcript has a single exon. Bases 1 to 726 code for a protein of 241 amino acids. Lineage: Eukaryota; Fungi; Ascomycota; Sordariomycetes; Hypocreales; Nectriaceae. The record is from RefSeq and is a predicted model, not a curated record.
AUGACAACCCCAACCAAGACCGUCGCCUUCUUCGGCGCAAGCACAGGCAUCGGCCUCGCAGCUCUCAAACUCACACUUGCCGCAGGCCACACUUGCAUUGCGCUAUGUCGCGUCCCCUCUAAACUCGAGGCUCUCCACAAAGAAUAUCCCGCGCUUCGUGUCGUGGAGGGCAACGCGCAUGACUCCAAGGCCGUCAGCGACUGUCUCAUCAAAUCCGACGGCACACUGGUCGACGAGAUCCUCUUCUCGAUCGGCGGCAAACCUGUUCCGUGGAGCUUAACCAUCGACGACCCAAAGGUCUGCGAAGUCGGCAUAACCGUGCUUCUUGAAUCCAUCACGCAACUUCGGAACCAAGGCAAGAGUGGAAAACCUCUCAUAAUCGCUGUCUCGACGACUGGAACAUCGAGUUUCGGUCGUGACUAUCCCCUGGUCAUGUACCCAAUCUACAAUUUCGCAAUCGCAGUUGCGCGCGACGAUAAAAUCGUCAUGACAGAUAAGCUAGCUUCCAGUGGUGAAGACUUUUGUGUCGUGCGAGCUAGUUUGCUGGUUGAUGGCGAGAGCGAUACAGCUGUGAGAGUUGGUAUUGAGGAUCCUGAGAAAGGGAGGGAGAAGAAAGAGAUUGGGUACACGAUUUCCAGGGAGGAUGCUGGCAAGUGGAUUGCUGAGAACCUCAUUUUGGGGAGGAAGGGGGAGUAUGUCAAUAAGAUUGUGUCAAUCACUUGGUGA